AUGGAUUUACUGUGGUGCGAGCGACCGUCCUACAAGAAAUGGGAGAAGAGCGCACCUAACAUGUUUACCGACAUAUUUCGCUUGAGAAGAUUGUUCGGUAUGGAAUCGCUCGUCCAAGAUCAUAUGUGUAAGACCGCACAUAUCUACAACGACGACGAUUCCUUCGGAGAAAUGUGGUACCACGGUUUGAGUCCGAUCGACGGAAUGAGCUCCGCUCACACGAGCGACUACGACGACGACGAGGACGAGAGAUAUGACUUAGUUCCGUCACACAUUAGCAAGUUAAAGAUCAACAUCAAGUUCUGUAGUCGCGUUAAUCGCAUUUUUGAGAAAACCAAGACGAGAUAUCGUUAUACAUUAUUGAAUCUUGAAAUUAAGGAUCUUAAUUCCAAGUAUGACACAUCUUUGAAUCCUUUUAACAAUAUUGACAAAACCGGAUGGUUGAUUAACAUUAGUAAUAAAAACAUUCCUGAUCGAGUGUCUGAACUUUUGAGUCUUGGUGACAAUUUUGGAUUACCGUUACUUCAGUCUCACGCGAAAGAUCGUGUUAACGUUGUUCUUGAGACCUUGAAGAACUUGGAAAUCAAUUACAACCGCAUCCCUGUUACCGUUAUUGCAAGUACCAGAAAUUCUGUCGCUAAUUCUCUCAAUAGAUUUCUUUGUGAGAAAAGGCAUGUCAACUGUAUAGACAGAUAUGUUCUAGGAAGCCUCUCUCUUUGCAAACAAUUCUUGCACAACAACGACGAUCUGUUUGUCACCAGGGCUGAUAAGGGUCAGGUCACUGUGGUGAUGAAUAAGACUGAUUAUGUGGAAAAAAUGGAGGCACUUCUGAAUGAUCAAUCCACCUACAGGAAAUUGAAUAAGGAUCCGAUCAGAAAAUUAACUAAUAAAAUCAAUACUAUGGUAAAAUCGUGGCGUAGCAAUGAUCUUAUAAAUGAGUCUACAUAUAAAAAAUUGAACUCUACGAAUGGUAAUUUACCACGGUGUUAUGGUUUACCAAAAAUUCACAAGUCUGGUUUUCCAAUGCGAAUUAUUGUGUCAUCGAUCGGUAGUCCCGUAUACAACGUCGCGCAAUACAUCCAUGACAUAUUGAAGAUUUCGAUCUUGGAACCUAAAUCUCACAUCAAGGAUGGUUGGACGUUUGCUAAUUAUUUAAAAGGCAAAAUUAUUAGAGAUGACGAAAUAAUGAUUUCUCUUGAUGUCACUGCAUUGUUCACGAAUAUUCCUAAAGAUUUGGUUGUGAGUGCUGUCACUAAACGUUGGAAUCACAUCGCGCCUAAUACGAAAUUUAACUUAUCACAGUUUUUAUACGUGAUUGAAAUGAUUUUGGACUCCACUAGUUUUACAUUCAACGGACAGUUUUACGAACAGAUUUUUGGUAGUCCUAUGGGUUCUCCUCUGUCACCUAUUUUGGCCGAUAUCAUGAUGGAUGACUUGGAAACACAUUGUUUGAGUCUGCUGGAUUUCAAUGUGCCGGUUUAUUACAGAUAUGUUGAUGAUAUUUUUACCAUUGUUCCACGCUCUAAAGUGGAAAUGAUAAAAUCGACCUUUAAUAAUUAUCAUCAACGCUUGGCUUUUACGCAUGAAAUUGAAUGUGAUUCUCAGCUUUCUCGACACGGUUGUUAUUCGAUCUGA
Messenger RNA from Camponotus floridanus (Florida carpenter ant), 1635 nucleotides. RefSeq lists its product as uncharacterized. The record is from RefSeq and is a predicted model, not a curated record. The transcript is spliced from 3 exons. Lineage: Eukaryota; Metazoa; Arthropoda; Insecta; Hymenoptera; Formicidae. Bases 1 to 1635 code for a protein of 544 amino acids.